Molecule: messenger RNA, 538 nt
Organism: Zea mays
Lineage: Eukaryota; Viridiplantae; Streptophyta; Magnoliopsida; Poales; Poaceae
Product: F8M12.18 protein
Exons: 1
Coding region: 51-395 (114 amino acids)
Source: RefSeq, marked validated
AGCAGGGAGCAGCUCACAAACGCAGGGGAGAGCUAGCAGAGCAACAAACAAUGGCCAAGAGCGGCACGGAGGAGUGGCGCCGCAACGCCGACACGCACAAGAUGAGCGCGGAGGAGGUGCGCGCGGCAGGGGUGGAGGAGUCGAUGCGCCCGCCGGGCCGGGGCCCCGGAGAGGUGCUGCACCAGCGCGGCCGCCGCCCGCUGCCGUACGGCCCGGGCACCAUGGCGCUGGUGGGGUUCGGUAUCGUCGGCGUCGUCGGCUACCUUGUCUUGUACCAGAAGGCCAGGUCCGGCACGCCGGCCACUGAGGUGGCCAAGGUCGCCGUCGGCCACGGGGACCCCGCCGCCGGCCGGGACCCGGAGAAGCGCCGCGAGGGCUCGCGUGAAGCCAAGUAGCUCGGUCCGUUGUAACCGUAAUAGCAGGAUGUAGCGUGCGUGUUGUGUUCGGUAGGGUAUUCAGUUCUGUUUUUCUGCUUUGCGAAAGACUGAAUAAGUUCUCUCCAUCGUCCCGGAAUGAAGAAUCUCAACUCUUGAUUUCA